Molecule: messenger RNA, 1008 nt
Organism: Knipowitschia caucasica
Lineage: Eukaryota; Metazoa; Chordata; Actinopteri; Gobiiformes; Gobiidae
Source: the annotation of a GenBank genome assembly
AUGACGAUAGUGAUCGGAUUCGAGGGCAGUGCGAAUAAGAUCGGUGUGGGCAUCAUCCGCGAUGGAGAGGUGCUUUCCAACCCGAGGAGGACGUACAUCACUCCCCCUGGACAAGGUUUCAUGCCCAGCGACACGGCCAGACACCACAGAGCAGUCAUCUUGACUGUUCUGAAGGAGGCUCUGGAGGAGGCGGGACUUCAGCCUCAAGACAUUGACUGUGUGGCCUACACCAAAGGGCCCGGGAUGGGUGCUCCGCUGGUCACCGUGGCUCUUGUGGCCCGGACUGUGGCUCAGCUCUGGGACCGGCCUCUUCUGGGGGUGAACCACUGCAUCGGACACAUCGAGAUGGGACGCCUCAUCACCAACGCCCACAACCCCACAGUGCUCUACGUCAGCGGGGGAAACACACAGGUGAUCGCUUACUCAGAGCGGCGCUAUAGAAUAUUUGGGGAGACGAUUGACAUCGCGGUCGGUAACUGUCUGGACCGGUUCGCCCGAGUCAUUAAAAUUUCCAACGACCCCAGUCCCGGCUUCAACAUCGAACAAAUGGCCAAAAAAGGGACAAAGUUUGUGGAGCUGCCGUACACCGUGAAGGGGAUGGAUGUGUCCUUCUCUGGGAUCCUGUCGUACAUCGAGGAAGCUGCUCAUAAGAUGCUGAAGUCUGGAGAAUGCACAGCGGAGGAUCUCUGCUUUUCUCUUCAGGAGACGCUGUUCUCGAUGCUGGUGGAGAUCACAGAGAGGGCCAUGGCUCACUGCGGCUCCCAGGAGGUGAUGAUCGUAGGAGGAGUGGGAUGUAACCUCCGGCUGCAGGAGAUGAUGGGAGUGAUGUGUGAGGAGAGAGGAGCCAAAGUCUUCGCCACAGACGAGCGGUUCUGCAUUGAUAACGGGGCGAUGAUCGCUCAGGCGGGAUGGGAGAUGUUCCGGUCGGGGCAGGUCACAGAGCUGCAGGACUCGUGGAUCACACAGAGGUUCAGGACGGACGAGGUGGAAGUGACGUGGAGAGACUGA